Messenger RNA from Alosa sapidissima (American shad), 833 nucleotides. Its product is annotated as major intrinsically disordered NOTCH2-binding receptor 1-like. NCBI's taxonomy places the organism in Eukaryota, Metazoa, Chordata, Actinopteri, Clupeiformes, Clupeidae. The transcript has 3 exons. The coding region runs from base 255 to 833 and encodes 192 amino acids. The record is from RefSeq and is a predicted model, not a curated record.
AUGUGGAAGGGUGUAGAUGUCUCUAUGCCCUUGUUGGCACUGUCUGUUGCUCUAACAAGGCCACUAGAGUCAGAUAGAAUUACCUACACCUGCGCGAGACAUCUACCUCCUCAUCAAUUAUUACUUCCACUGUGGGUUAUGGCUGAGUCACACACGCAUGCACUCACACACACACAACACACACAUGUGCAUGCGCACACACACACACACACAGGCAGAGCUAGAGCAGGAGCGCUCUGUUGGGGCUACCCUGGAUGAACAACAUGGACAUCUCGGCUCUCCCCAAUAACAACCACCCAGGGAAGUUCUUGCAGCUGGACGUGGGGAUGUUGCCCGUGACUCAUGGAAUGUUCCAGAUCAACGCGGUGCUGACCGGUCAGCAGUGGCAAAACAGAGUCUACUCAGAGGUAAAAAGAAAUCUGAGUGUGCAGAGGUCAUCACCGGAGGGCAGUCCUGUGUUGAUGGACUCGGUCCUCCGCAAGCACGUCACGGCAAUCACCAUGACGCCAAAGAUCAAGACAAACCCCCUAUACUCAGACAUGAUCAUCGGCAUUGAAGACAACCCAAAGUCGAAGCCCUCCUGGACCAUUCAGGAGUACGACAGGCAAACCAUACAUGGAAAUUUAGGAGACUAUUCAAAGGAGGACCCGGGAGAGCUCAAUUUUUGGCUAGAAGAGCUUUACACCCCGGGGUAUGACUCCCUUUUGAGGAAGAAACAGGCUGAACUCACAAGGAAAAAGAUCUGCAAAGUAUUAACCUCUGUUUUUGUGUCUGUGUGUGUCAUAAUUGUCGUCAUCACAGUGCCAAUUGUCGUGUCACGAAAUAAAGAUUGA